AUGCGCGGAAUCUUCGACCAGUUGAUACACUGUAAUGAUCGCGUAAGGUUAAAGAAAGUUAAAAACGAUGGAAAACGUACGCACGUAUUCGUAGCCAUUUCGCAACUUCCAAAGAAACGUGUACGAAUCGAGCGGCGGACUUCAGACGAGGGAAACAUAAGAGGAGCUCUGCGUGGGUACAGCACCGCAUCGAUUAUGUAUCCGAGCAGCUCCUGUCGACGGUUACGUUUCCCUCUUCAGAAGGCUUUACGUUUUCCAAAAUUAUCACUCGACCCGAGCGACGGCGGGGGAACGUGGAAAAUGAAUAUGGGUACGACUAAACUGGAUAUACGUUAA
Leptosia nina is the source of this 336-nucleotide messenger RNA. The record is from the annotation of a GenBank genome assembly. Lineage: Eukaryota; Metazoa; Arthropoda; Insecta; Lepidoptera; Pieridae.